CCGCCGCCGCCGCCGCCGCGCGGAAAGAAGAAGCCGCGGAAAAGAGACGGAAAGAGGCCGCGGCGAGCGCGGCGAAGUUCGCGUCGCCGUGGGGCGCCGCCGCGACGACCAGGAAGAUGCCGACGUGGAAGGUCCAGACCCCGAUCGAGGUCAUCGACGACAACUCCAUCGACCCCGCGCGCGGGCUUCCGAAAAAGUCGAAAUCCAAGUACCACGUCGCCAACGCGAAGCGCCGCCGCGGCGACGGCGCGGUGGAAGACGAAACGUCAACCGGCGCGGGCUACGGCGGGUCAUUCUUCGUGCCGGGGUCCCCGGGGAAGGGUCGCGGCGGCGUCGGCGGGAGCCGCGCCGCCGGGGCUGGGGAUCACUUUGGAUACUCCCCGCCGACGUCGCCCGCGCGCGCGGGCGCGGGGCCCUCGGGCCACCUCAGCGACGACGAGGCGUCGCCAUCGAAAGGCGGGACCCGGAGGUGGAGCGGCGUCGAUCGGUUCGACGAGAACGGCGGAGUCGGCUCGUGGGGCGAUCACCCGGAGUCGAUCCGAACGUGGUCCGCGUCCGGCCGCGGCGCCGCCGACGGGUUCGGGUUCGGGAAGCCGCCGUCGCGCGGGAGGGACGCGGAACGUCAACCGUCGCAAGCCACCGCCGCGCCGACGCCGACGCUGACGCGGUCGCAGUCCGUCGGCGCGUUCAUGGUGGACGACGCGAAGCCGGGGCGGAGAGCAUCGGACGACGGCGCGAUUCGAGACGGCGGCGGCGGCGGCGGCGCGGGCGCGGGCGCGGGGGACGCGCCGAUUCGCGCGCCGACGCCGACGCACGCGCGGAGUUCGAGCAUAGGGAGCGAGUAUCCCGCGAUGUGGGACGUGUUCGGCGUGCGGCCGAGGAGCCCGGGGUUCGGGAUCAGCGCGAACGGCGGCGGGAAGGACGGGAAGUGAUGAGACGCGGCUGGCGACGCGAGUCAGUGAUACAUUAUUAUCCGGGCCGCGGCCGUUCCGGCGUUUCGU
This is a messenger RNA of Micromonas pusilla CCMP1545, 1001 nucleotides long. RefSeq lists its product as uncharacterized. The record is from RefSeq and is a predicted model, not a curated record. The coding region runs from base 117 to 932 and encodes 271 amino acids. The transcript has a single exon. Lineage: Eukaryota; Viridiplantae; Chlorophyta; Mamiellophyceae; Mamiellales; Mamiellaceae.